Molecule: messenger RNA, 1366 nt
Organism: Setaria italica (foxtail millet)
Lineage: Eukaryota; Viridiplantae; Streptophyta; Magnoliopsida; Poales; Poaceae
Product: dirigent protein 16
Exons: 1
Coding region: 329-1168 (279 amino acids)
Source: RefSeq, a predicted model, not a curated record
AGCAUGUUUUUCGCAGCUAUUAUUUCAGUGUUUCCUUAUUUGAUAUAUGAGACCGGCUACUAUUUCAGGGUUGUUGGUUCAGGUAGACCCACUUCAGUUCCUCACAACUCAACUGCUUCACUCUUGCUCCAGAUGUUCUGGGAAGAACACACAACUACUUCACUCGUUCAUGCCUUCAGAUGCAUACUUGCAUGCAAACAUCCUUCAACAUGACAACAUGUAUAAAAACCUUCUCUUACCAAUCGUUUAACCACCAAGAAACACAUAGAAAUAUACACAGCUGAGCUCCAGAAACGAGCACGUCCAAUCCAACCAACAAAACCCCAAGAUGUUGAGCUUCCCAUCACCAGCCGUUCCUCUCACCGUCCUCCUCAUCGCCACGCUCCACGUCGCCGCCGUCCACGCGCAGAUACCUGCCGCGGCAACGACCGGCGCCGCGGUCGCCGCGACAAACCCGCAGUCAGGCAGCGCCGGCGGUGUCGGCGGCGCCGGCGCCGGCGCCGGCGGCCCGGACGCGCCGCUGGAACUCUACAUGCACGACAUCCUGGGCGGCUCGAGCCCGACGGCGCGGCCCAUCACGGGCUUGCUCGGCAACAUCUACAACGGGCAGGUCCCCUUCGCGCGCCCCAUCGGCUUCAGCGCGCCCCGGAACGGCGUGGCGAUCCCCAACGCCAACGGGCAGGUGCCGACGGUGAACGGCAACAACGGCAUCCCGCUGGACACCGGCCUGUCCGGCGCAGGGUUCCUGCAGCCCGGGAGCGGCGCCGCGGCCGCGGCGGCCCCGGCGCAGGUGCAGCUCGGCCCCGACGGGCUCAGCCUCGGGUUCGGCACGAUCACCGUCAUCGACGACGUGCUGACGAGCGGGCCGGACCUCGGCGCGCAGCCGCUGGGGCGCGCGCAGGGCGUGUACGUGGCGAGCUCCGCAGACGGGUCGUCGCAGAUGAUGGCGUUCACGGCCAUGAUGGAGGGCGGCGAGUACGGGGACACCAUCAACUUCUUCGGGGUGUACAAGGUGGGCACGCCGCUGUGCCGGCUGUCCAUCACCGGCGGCACCGGCAAGUUCAAGGGCGCCUGCGGGUUCGCCGAGGUGCGUCCGCUCAUCGCCUCCGGCCAGCACGUCACCGACGGCGCGGAGACGCUGCUGAGGAUCACCGUCCAUCUUGCUUAAGUAGUGGCAAGCCUUGCGUUUCCCGUGGUUGCACUUGUGCUCGAGCUAUAGCCUGAGUUGGUUGUUUCGAACCUGUCAUAUCGGUGCAUGCGUGCAGUGUUCGCGUCUCAUGGAUCAUAUGAUGCUGUAACUGCAAGUAUGUAUUUGUGUCUGCGGGGCGUACGAAUUAUGAAAGCAGUAAAAAUUGUUGUGUGGUUA